Messenger RNA from Corythoichthys intestinalis (scribbled pipefish), 1436 nucleotides. RefSeq lists its product as uncharacterized. The record is from RefSeq and is a predicted model, not a curated record. Lineage: Eukaryota; Metazoa; Chordata; Actinopteri; Syngnathiformes; Syngnathidae. The coding region runs from base 102 to 1382 and encodes 426 amino acids. The transcript is spliced from 3 exons.
GACCCAUUGCGCUGUAGGGGGUCAAUCACUAAGGGGAGGGAGGGUGUCCUUAUCUUUGUUUGGUUUCGCGGGGCUUCACAUAGCACUCCUUGGUGUCUUUAAUGUCAGAGAUAGAGCAGCUGUUUAUCGAGCUGGAGCUCAUCGAAAUCGAAAAAGAAUUGCUUUUACUCCAAAUGUUGAAACGCAGGAGACGAAGAAAACGUUUGCGGAGGUGGUCUGUCCGACCAAUGAACCAGUCGAGGCAGAAAACCGGUGAAUUUGCCACACUUUUUCACCCACUGAGGGGCAUGGACGAGGAGAUGAACUUUCGGUAUUUUCGGAUGUCAGCGAGCAGAUUUGACGAUCUUCUUCGCCGAAUUCAACCUUUAAUAUCACACCAGCAAACACACAGCAUGCCUGUUGAUGUUGCCCAGAGAUUGGCGGUGACGCUGAGGAUUUUAGCCUCCGGUGGAAGCCAACAAACUGUGGCGGCUAGCUACAAGCUAGCGUCGAGCACGGUGUCCAGCAUUUUGUCUGAGGUCUGUAAAGCACUGUGGACAGGCCUGCAGCCAACGUUUCUACCGUGUCCAUCAACCAGCCAGUGGGAAGAAACGGCGGCAGAUUACUGGCGACUGUGGAAUUUCCCAAACUGCGUUGGAAGCCUCGAUGGGAAACACGUCACCGUAAAAGGGACUCACUCCAUUGCGCUGAUGGCAACAUGUGAUGCCAGGUACCGGUUCACAAUGGUGGAUGUGGGAGAAUAUGAAAGAGAAACCGAUGGUGGCGUUUUCAAAGAGAGCAAGUUUGGGUCAAUGCUGCUUGACCAUAAAUUGAAUCUGCCCCCACCAGCUAACCUUCCAGGGACCACAGUCCAGAUCCCCCAUGUUAUUGUUGCUGAUGCUGCCUUUCCCUCAAAGUGCAACAUGAUGUGUCCCUUCCCAGAAGAAGGCAUGAGCAUGGACAAGCAGAUCUACAACUACCGCCACUCCAGAGCCAGACAGGUCAUUGAAAACACAUUUGGCAUCAUGGCUGCACAGUGGAGGAUUCUUGGGAGACCAAUAGAAUUCCGUCCUGGAAAAGCUGUGGAUGUUGUGAAAGCCUGUGUAGUCCUACACAACUACCUCACCUACAUGAAUGAUGUGAACACUCCAGACAGCAGGUACAUCCCACCGGCCUUUGUUGACAAUGACUGUUCUGGAUUGGUGCAGCCAGGUGAGUGGAGAAAAGUGGUUGCAACAGACUCAAAUCUCACCCAACUUGUGGAUCCCACACAGAUGUCAAGGGCCUUUUCCACUAGAGAUGCUUUCGCUGUAAGGAAUAACUUGAUGGCUUUCUUUCAGUCACCUCAGGGAACUGUGUCAUGGCAGAAUGACAUAUUGUGCCGAGGCACACUCAGUCAGUGAUGUACAUUGUAUUAUUUGAAAAUUAAAAAAUUUUUGAAAUGUUUUGGAAAUAAA